AAUAGUAGUAAUCUGUGCAAGCCACUUAGGUUGCUAAAUGUGUUGAACCGAACGAACGAAUUAUCUCUUUUUACACUUUUAAUAAAGUUAUCUUGCUUUCCGAUAAAAUAAUAACGAAACCAAAAAAGUGAACCAAAUAAUUAUUGAAUUGUUUCGAGUUUGUUUGCAAGUUGAUCAUAAAUUCGGUUAACCGGUAACCUAACCUAACCUACUGAAUAAAUUACUUGGUAACUAUCUUUUCAGUGAAUUAAAUUUGAAAACAUGGAUGAUAAUAUUUCUCUACCAUUGAUAUUAAAGUAUUGUUUUAAAGAUAUAAAAAAGGAUGCUGGAAGUGAGAAUAAUAAUAUAUCGGCUGUUUGCAAGAAAUGCUCUAAAACAUUAAAAGGAAGUCUAAUUUCAACUACAAAUUUUUUAAAUCAUAUAAAAAGAAAAGGUCAUGGUGAUCUAUUGACAGAGUAUGAAAAUUUAAAAUCCCAAACCAAAACCUCCAAAAAGAAAAAAUGUGGCACACACACUGAUGAAAAUAGUGCAAGUACUUCGAAAAAACUGAUACAAAGCACUCUUCCAACUACUUUGCCAGUGUCAAUUAAUUUAGACAAGUUGGUUAUAGAUUUUAUAAUUGAUACAAUGUCACCAAUAUCUAUUGUCGAAAAUAAAUCAUUUAGGACUCUAAUUGAAGGUGCUCAAAAACUACAAAACCCACCAAAAUUUAUGUGCCGUCGCACAUGUAACAAGAGAAUUGCUGAUAUGUGCGCAGAAUAUAAGGAAAAUCUAAAAAUAAAAUUAAAACCCGUUGAUUAUGUGUGUAUGACAGCAGAUGUUUGGUCAUCAUCAAGGAGAAGUUACCUAGGUAUGACUGUUCAUUGGAUUGAUCCUCACACAUUUGAGAGAAAUAGUUUUACUCUUGCUUGUAGAAGAUUUAAAGGAACUCAUACCUUUGACAAAGUGGCCGAACUGAUCAUUGACAUACACACAGAGUAUCAUUUGAGGGUACCAAAAAUAACAAAAACUGUAACUGAUAAUGGCUCAAAUAUGUUAAAAGCAUUUAAAAUUUAUGGAAAAUCUGAAUUGGGAAUGGACGCUACUGAUGGAAUUUUUUUUUCAUCAUCUGACAUAGAAAACAUUUCAGUAAAUAAAAAUGAUGACGACCAUAAUAAUAAUAAUGAACAUGACGACGAUGAUGAUGAGACAUUUCUCUUAAAAGAAUUUCCUGAAUCUCAAAAACCUGAAGAAACAUAUCAACUGCCUAACCAUGAAAGAUGUACCACCCACACAUUGCAUUUAAUUACCUCUCGUGAUAUUAUUCAGGCAAGAUCUCAAAAUAUUUCAUAUAAAAAGCUGCAUGAUGCAGCUAUGGCUAAAUGCCAAGCAAUUUGGAAUUUGUGUUCAAGGUCCCCCAAAGCGUCUGAAAUAUAUUGUGAAACUACCGGGAAAUCUCCGACAAGUCCAUGUCCAACAAGAUGGAAUUCAUAUUAUAACUGUAUUAUGGAUCUUUUAAAAGUUCAGGAAACUUUAAAUGAAACCUUAAAAAAACUAGGAUUGUCGGUUUUUAAAGAAAUUUAAUUGCAGUUUCUAAUUGAAUAUACCAACUGUGCAAAACCCAUAGCAGAAGCUAUCAAAAGCUUAGAGGGAGAUAAAGAAACAUUUUAUGGAUGCCUGCUACCUGAGUUAAUAAGAAUACAAAAAAUCUUGCAUUCAUUACAAAUGGACAAUCCCAUAUACUGUGGAGUACUGAUAGAGACAAUAAAAAAAAGCUUAGAAAAGAGGUUUGGAAAAUUUCAUGAUUUGAAGGAUCCUAAAGCUAAAGAUGCAAUUUUGGCAUCGGUGUCAUAUCCUUUUUUUUUAAAUUAAAAUGGGUGCCAAAAGGAAAUAGAGAACAUAUAAAGGAAUUGUUCCUUGCAGAAGUGAGAAAACUUAAAAAUGAUCAUAAAGAUCUAAAUAAUACAUCCCAAUCAUCACACAAAAAAGAAAAAAAUGAAUCCUACUACAUGUUCUAUGAUGAUUCGGAUUCCUCACUAGCUAGUGAUAGUGCAAAUGCAAACACCACUAUUGACCUGGAAUCAUUGCAAUAUUUGAAGGAUAAUGAUGUCAGCCUGCAAUCAUUAAAUAAAUAUCCUACAGUAAAGAUGUUAUUCUUGAAAUAUAAUACCUGCUUGCCUAGUUCUGCGCCAGUAGAGAGGCUUUUUUCUUAUGGUGGCAUGAUUAUGAGACCACACAGGAGAAAGAUGAGCGACAGUGUAUUUGAGCAAAUUAUUUUAUUAAAAUCUGUUAAAUAAAUUUAAUUUAAGUAAGUUAUCAAAGUAAAUUUACCAGCCUGUUAGCUGGCUAAAAUAAAUAAACUUUUCAACAAAAUAAAGAUAAUUUAAAACUAAAA
Molecule: messenger RNA, 2374 nt
Organism: Diorhabda carinulata
Lineage: Eukaryota; Metazoa; Arthropoda; Insecta; Coleoptera; Chrysomelidae
Exons: 3
Coding region: 262-1563 (433 amino acids)
Molecular function (GO): DNA binding
Source: RefSeq, a predicted model, not a curated record